Molecule: messenger RNA, 3230 nt
Organism: Gasterosteus aculeatus aculeatus (three-spined stickleback)
Lineage: Eukaryota; Metazoa; Chordata; Actinopteri; Perciformes; Gasterosteidae
Source: RefSeq, a predicted model, not a curated record
UAACAACAAAAAACCAUAGCGUAUUAAUGUAUUACAUAUGAGUAGUAUUACUUAACACACACACACGGCCGUGUAACUUUUAACAUUUCAAGUUUCCGUAAGUGGUAACGUUAGUAUCGGGAGCUGUCUAUCCAGCAGUUGCCAUGGUGACAGUAAACCGGCCAAAAGUCAGGCAGUCUUCCGGUCAAACUCCCUAUUCUUGUCAGCAGGUGAGGGCAACAAACGCUAAAUCAGGAGGUCAACGUUUUGCUUGAAAUAGUAUGUAUAAUGUAUACCGUAAUCUAGUCGAGAAGACAGUGUCUGCUGCUGGCUACUUUGCCAAUACGUCAAUACAGUCGAGUAUUAAUGUUGCACCACGCCUCGGGUGUUAGCUUAUAAACCUGACAGGUGAAGCCUUCUCUGCACAGCAAUUUGACCUACUUUAUGGUCCAAUGCACUUGGUAAGAUAUUGACCUGCAUGAACACUAGCCAGAGAGACACCUGUAGUUAUUUACAGUGUUUUAUUCAUGUGGACGUAAUCGUACUCUCCCCUAGCAGUCCUUCUCUGACCAAACCAUGAAGUCAGAGCCAAAGAAAAGGUUUCACUGAAGAAUGAGAGCUGAUGUUAGUAUGGAGGCCACCAGGUCAAAACAGUCUGUCCAGCAGGGGCGAGACAAACACCAGGCUACCGCCACACCAAACGCAACAUACCCAGGCGGCGGUGAGAGAGAGAAUGCAACAAAGGAAACAUGGUGUCCACUUUCACAUGCAAAGGAUCAGACAAAUUUUACUGGAUCUCACUGAGAUGUAUUUUCAAUCAUAUUAAUCUUGAGUUACCUCUUCUUUGAUCUUGCUCUCCCUGCAGUUUAUGUACCAUGUCUACAUAUUGCAUAUGUGUGCUUGCAUUUUACCCAUCAGAUAAUCUGCAAAGAGCUUUUCAGACAAAUAAUCACAUAAACGAUUCAAUAGAUUUUGUGUGUGUGUCAGAUACACCUCCUAAGGGCAAAGCUUGCCGCAGCUUCGUCCGUUUAACCGUUCUCAAACAAGAGACAUUGAAGAAAGCAAAAGCCAUGGCAGAAAAUGCUGUGAAGAUGCAUAAGGUGUUCUCAGUCCAGGGCCCUUACUCUGUUGUCAGGACAGCACUCAGGGCCAGAGGCUGGGUGGAACAGCGCAUGCACUGCCCAACCCAAAACAAUCACCGCCAUCCCGGCAAUGAGAGCAGAGCCUGCAACACCGAUGCUGAUAACUCCGGCAGUCUCGUAAAAGAGCAAGAUCCAGAUGGACUGUAUGGUCUCAUGUCUCGCCUGGUGCGGAAUGAAAUGGUUUAUUUCUAUUGGACGAACCGUAGGGACACCAUCAACACCAACAGCUUGAAAAAAGAACAGAUUACCAACCAUUUUGCAAAAUCAGAAAGCUUCACCACCAAGGUGGGACUGUGUGUGAACCUGAGGAACCUGUACUGGUUUGAUUCCGCUGACCCAGACACCUUCUUCCCUCGCUGUUACAGACCAGGAGCGCAGGAUGAGAUGCCGGCUUUCAUUGCGGACUACAGGAGGACAGCCUGCAGCAGUUUUUUGAAGUACAUUGUGGAGAGAGAGCAGGGUGUUCAGAGAGUGGGAAACAGCCACAGCAUUCGAGAUGUGAAGAAACCAAGCAAACUGCCAUCUAGUCCAGUGAUUCUAUCGCAAAUGCUUGAUAGCGCACUUAAAGUAUGUCACGAGUUUCUGGAGAGUCUGGAGCAUCGUGACAUUGACAUACGCUCUGAGACACCACCGACACUUACAAAGGAGGAGUGGACAGAGUUCAUCAACGGUUACUACCUCGCUGUUCAUGAAGGAGUCGAGAUCGAGAACAGUGACCGUUUUGUGACCUGCUGCAAAGCCAUGCUACAGAGGCUGAGGGAGGUCAGUCCACAGCAAGACAUAGACGGCACAGACAACAUCUGGAUCAUCAAACCCGCAGCAAAGUCUAGGGGCAGAGGUAUCAAAUGUGCCCGGCGUCUGGAUCGUAUUCUCAGCCUGGUGGGCGGUGAUCCAACCCUAAAGACAAACAGCAAGUGGGUAGUGCAGAAGUACUUGGAGCGACCUUUGCUGGUGCACGGCACCAAAUUUGACAUUCGGCAGUGGUUCCUGGUCACCGCCUGGAACCCUCUGACUGUGUGGUUCUAUAAAAAGUGCUACGUGCGCUUUGCUACGCAGCCUUACUCACUGCAUACACUGGACAGCUCUGUCCACCUGUGCAAUAACUCCAUCCAGAAGCACCUGACACCCUCCCGAAAACGUCAUUGCAGUAUCCCAGUACACAACAUGUGGUCGGACGACCAGUUCCGGAGAUUCCUGUCCAGCCAGGGCCGGGAAGCUGAGUGGCAGACAGUGAUAGUCCCUGGGAUGAAGGAAGCUUUGAUCCACACAGUGCAGACAACACAGGAUCAGAUGGAGUCACGCAAGAACUCAUUUGAGCUCUACGGUGCUGACUUCAUGUUAGGUCAGGAUCUGCGUCCAUGGUUGAUAGAAAUCAAUUCCAGCCCCACGAUGGCCGCCUCCACCCCUGUGACAGCCCGGCUCUGCACUGCUGUGCAGGAAGACACGUUACGCAUCGUCCUGGACUGGACGGCAGACCACACUGCAAACACCGGAGACUUUGAGCUCAUACAUAAGCCGGCAGCAGUAGACGUGCCACAGUAUGUGGGGGUCAACCUGAAUGUCGAUGGCUACAAGAUCCCGGGCCCCUGCUCACUUCCUCCAAUGCGGUCUCCCAACCGUUCAACAGCAAAACGCCACGGCCCCGUCAAGAAGCAGCCCAAAGCAGAAAAAGUAACGCCUCUGCCUAAGUUGUUGUCAAAAAGUGCACAGAGUCAGAUCAAUUACAUCAGCAAGGGGGUUACGCCACCUCCUGCUCCUCCUCUCCCCCCUGUGCCAGCUCCUGUUAAAAUCUUCUCACCUAACCUGCCGAUGACUAUAACAGCAAAUCCCCUGCACAUAAGCCCCGCGUCCAACUCUGUACUUUUGUGGAAGAGAAAACCAAAGGAGGUCCAACCCCACACAUCUUUGUCUCUGUCCAAAACAGUCCAGACAAGCAGUACCUUGAGUGAUUUUGUUAAUGCUUUGGGGUCAUGACAUUGUCAAUCUAAUAGUAGAUUUCCAUGUCUUGUUUUUUACUUUUACUACAAUUGUAAAUGUUUCAAUGUGAUAGAACACAAAAGUGCCCUUGAUAAUUUGGUUAAUAAACAUAAUGUUUACUUUGUACUCGAA